Messenger RNA from Rotaria sordida, 1235 nucleotides. Lineage: Eukaryota; Metazoa; Rotifera; Eurotatoria; Philodinida; Philodinidae. The record is from the annotation of a GenBank genome assembly.
ACUAUAAACAAGGAAAGAAGUUUGAAAUGAUACCUUUCUUGCGAAAACACAAUCCACUCAUCCUACACUAGAAGGUGUAGAUGUGGGUAAGAGUGUGGGUGUGGGAUGUAGAAGUGGGGUGGAAUGCGGGUGUGGUGUCGGUGGGUGUGAGUAUAGGUGUGAGGAAGUAGGAGAUUUACAUCCACAUCUACAUUUCUUGUACUCUAAUAAUUUCAUCAGACACUAAAAAUUACAAGAUUUAACAGUAGCAGCUAAAUAUUCCGAUCGAGCAGAACAAUUAUAUGCGAAAGGAUAUUAGCAAGGGGGAAACGGCGGACUUUUGGACUUGAAGUUACUUUGAGCUACUUUAAGCUACUUCAAGUUACUUUCAGCUACUUGAAGUAGCUUACUUUGAAGUAUUUUUCAACUUCAAAUUUACCUGAAGUUACUUGAAGUUACUUUAAGCUACUUGUUCCUACUUUGGGCUACCUGGGUGGUACUUUGAGCUACUUCAAGUAGUCUACUUUGACGUACUUUGACGUACUUUUCUACUUCAAGUCCGCCGUUUCCCCCUUGGAUAUUAGAAAUAAUUUUUUAUUUUGAAUAAAAAUAAAGAUCAGUAAAAUUGCUUUGUUGUUUACGAUUAUCGUAAUUCGGAUGCAAUACUUUGUGAGCGUUGUGUACUACAAUUUCAACAGUUAGAUCGUUCAAUUUCAACAGUUAGAUCGUUCAAUUUCAAUUGAUUUCUAUCUUAAAGCACGUAUGAAUAACUUUCAACAGACAACUGAAUUACUAGGAACAAUAACAAAUAUUCUUACAAAAAUGAAACGAUAUAAUAGAAUUAAUCAAGUUGCAUCCUAUCGACUAUUACUCAAAUUAUUCAAUGAAAAUAGUGUUGUUGGUCGAAACAUUUUGGAUGAAGCUUGUCAAAACUAUCUAUCAGUUGAUUAAUGGAAACAACGGUAUAAUAUGAAAUUAUUAAUUGAUACAUUUGAUCAAGAUGAUAAAGAUUUAAUUAUUUAAUGUUGUCAAGUAACUCAGUUUUUAUUAAUUAUUUAUUUAUACCGUUUUAUUAUUUUUUUAAAUAGAUAUCUUGUUUUAUGGCAAUCGAACCUGAAUUUGUUCAUUUAAUUGAACGACGGAUUCGUCCUAUAACAAAUAAUGUAAAUCAACAACAUACAACUAAUCCUACGACUUCAUCAACCAAUGACAUUAAAUCAAUACAAUUAGGUGAUGAUGGUGAUAAUUUACGUUAA